AUGGUGUCUCUUACCGAGGAUGAAACCGACCCGUCGAACGAUGCGUUUCUGGAUGGGGGCUCCUCGUUAGAAACCCGGACACAACCUGAUCUCCCCUUUGACGAUUUGACCUGUGACCUUGAUACCCCGGCUUUACAAAACCCCCCUUUCCCACCAUACCCCUUGGUGACACCACCCUACUCCCAGUUCGUCGCACCCGGCGACACUUACAGCCUAGACAAUCUACCGUUCUUAGGCCCCGGAAAUGACGGCCAAACCUCCACCAUUUACCCCGGAGAGUCUCCCAUGACCCCAGUGUUCGGCCUUUCAGACCCUUACAUCGACCAAACCGCUGGGUUUUCGGGAAGCCAGAUCGACGCAACGGCACAAGCGGAGCAGCACACUGCCAGUUAUCCUCCAGUCACUCUCGAUUAUGCGGAUUUAAACACACCCUCCUUUUCUGUGGACCCCAAUUUUGGCCUCCCCGACAACCUCGAUUACGGCGCCUUUGACGGCGAAGACACCAACUGUGAGGGCAGCGGUAACAGCAGCCCAAACAGUACCCCCAGCACCGUCACCGAGGCCAGCACCAAGAGGACUACGGAAAGCAACCCCGGUACGACUUUCAUCCCACGUAAAUGCGGCAAAUGCGCCCAAGACGACGUUUAUGACACCUACAAAGACCUCAAAUUCCACCGGCGUAACCGCUGCUCCAGCAACGUCGUCACCUGCCAUACAUGCGGCCACCGCGUAUCCACCAAACACGACCUCCGCCGUCAUAGACGGGCGAAACACCGCGACGGGAAAAUUGUCUGGAUACGGUGUCCGGCGCUUGGGUGCACGUACAAGUCGGAUCGGGGUGAUAACGUGAAGAGGCAUCGAGAGGCGAAAAAGCACUAA
Messenger RNA from Dichotomopilus funicola, 879 nucleotides. RefSeq lists its product as uncharacterized. The record is from RefSeq and is a predicted model, not a curated record. Lineage: Eukaryota; Fungi; Ascomycota; Sordariomycetes; Sordariales; Chaetomiaceae. The transcript has 3 exons. Bases 1 to 879 code for a protein of 292 amino acids.